Messenger RNA from Phalaenopsis equestris, 1894 nucleotides. Its product is annotated as release factor glutamine methyltransferase. Gene Ontology annotation, molecular function: nucleic acid binding; protein methyltransferase activity. The transcript has 3 exons. The coding region runs from base 1 to 1050 and encodes 349 amino acids. Gene Ontology annotation, biological process: protein methylation. Lineage: Eukaryota; Viridiplantae; Streptophyta; Magnoliopsida; Asparagales; Orchidaceae. The record is from RefSeq and is a predicted model, not a curated record.
AUGAUUUCUAGGCUCCAACUCACUAUCCUCUCCGCUUCAUCUGCCUCGCUCCGCCGCCCCCUCUCGUAUUCAACCACCACCACCAUCGCCUCUUCAACAGCUUCACACUUCUUUUUUCCUCUAAAAAUCCAAACUCCUCUCUUCCUACGCCCCCUCUCCCACUCCUGCCCCCCUUCCUCCCUCCUUUCCUUCCGCCAAUGGGCAGAAUCUCUAGCCCGAUCUUCCGCCCCCCAACUCUCUGUCGACGGCGGGCCCUCUGCAUCUGAACUACUCCGCGAGCUUUCAUGGCUUCUACAGGACGCUACAUUUCAAGCUGGCGAUACCCUGUUGCUGCGAACCGAUCUUGAAGAUCUCCACCGUUUAUGGUUGCAGCGAAUUGAGGAGCGGCGACCGUUUCAGUACAUUGUUGGGUGCGAGCAUUGGCGUGAUUUGGUCCUGGCGGUGAGAGAAGGGGUAUUGAUUCCUAGGCCGGAGACGGAGGAGCUUGUCGAUUUGGUGGCGGGGGUGGAAGGGUUCAAGGACGGUUUGUGGGCGGAUUUGGGAACCGGGAGUGGUGCCAUUGCCAUAGCGAUUGGCAGGAUGCUUGGGGAUAAUGGAAGGGUUGUGGCGACGGAUUUGAGUGAGGUUGCUGUGGAGGUUGCUCGAUUCAAUGUGGGGAGGUAUAAAUUGGAGGACAAAGUGGAGAUAAGGCAGGGAUAUUGGUUUGAACCUCUGCAAGAUCUUCAAGGAAAGCUAAGCGGAUUGGUUAGCAAUCCACCAUACAUACCAAGCAGUCAUAUUCCUGGAUUACAAGGUGAAGUUAGUAAACACGAACCUAGUUUAGCAUUGGAUGGAGGGAACAAUGGCAUGCAUCAUCUUUUUCAUCUAUGUGGAGGGUUGAUCUCAGCUCUAAAACCUGGCGGCUUCUUUGCUUUUGAGACAAAUGGUAAUAAGCAAUCUGAGUACAUUGUAGAUUUAUUGAGCUCACAAGGGAGCAAUCUCUUCCAUGAUAUGAGAAUAGUGACAGACUUUGCCGGAAUCAAACGAUUUGUAAUGGGAUAUUACCGAUAAGCUCAGUUAUAAACUUGUAAGUUUUGACAAAUUAGCUGUGAAAUUGAAGGUCUUUCAGUUCAGUGUUCCAAAUUUAGAGAUGACUUUUAUACAGUGCAUUGUGGAUCAUUGACAGUUCUUAUUACCUCUUGGAUGAUUUAUAGCUAAGGCCAGCAAUUCAUCUAAUAGCAGGGCUAGUGUGUUUCUAAAUCAUCUUACUGUUAAAGAGUUUCAGGUGUAGCCAGUGAAGCUGUUAAAUUCACAUUUUAUUUCUCAUCGAGUUCAGAAACUUGCUAUCCAGCCAUGCAGCUUUUGGCUAGUCCACCUAUUGACACUACUGUUUUAGAGGGAACUGAGAAAAUUUGUCAUCUUUAGUUUUCCAGAAGCACAAAAAGAGGCAUGGUUAGGUGUUCUAGAUGAACUUGGGUAUGGAGGACAUUAAAGCUCGUUAUCCUACUCACUGCAUAUUGCCAAUGGGAACUACAAUUACAUGGAUGCUCUGUACUCUGAAGCAUACACCAGGUGGAGUCUAAACUCGAUCCAUUUUCCAUCUUAUAACUGAUGGACUCUACAUUACCCAGCCCUCUCUUAUUGUCUCAUUUCUCGUUUUAAAUGAUGCUUGAAUGAUGCUUGAACGAGCAACAUAUUGAUUGUAAACAAACGAAGAAUCUAAUAGGACCGAGUUCAAACGAUCUGCUCAAACAAAAAUGAUUCUUGAACAAAAUCAAACUACAUGCUUUUUUCAGAUAAUUGUGCCAUCAUAUUGCUAUAUUAAUUACACAUAACAAACAGUGUAAAUGAGAAUAUUGAAAUUUGAACUACCAUUUUCUUCUGAUAGCUUCAUCAGUGUAUCAUUUAAAUUAUU